Messenger RNA from Crotalus tigris (Tiger rattlesnake), 3458 nucleotides. RefSeq names its product pleckstrin homology domain containing A3 (gene PLEKHA3). Lineage: Eukaryota; Metazoa; Chordata; Lepidosauria; Squamata; Viperidae. Gene Ontology annotation, biological process: receptor recycling; endosome organization; retrograde transport, endosome to Golgi. The record is from RefSeq and is a predicted model, not a curated record. Bases 565 to 1470 code for a protein of 301 amino acids. The transcript has 8 exons. Gene Ontology annotation, cellular component: early endosome; trans-Golgi network; recycling endosome.
UACACGCAGUCUCCCAUCCUGCCGGGAGCGGGGGGAGAGGAGGAGUGGGAAAAGGAAGGCGACGAUAUUCUUCGGAGUUCCGCAACGAUGCGAGCAUGCGCGUAAGGGCCUGUUUUCUUCAGCCAGCAUCAUCUUCCUGCAUCCAGGAAGUAAAUGAGACGUCAGGGUCGAUGGCAGCAAACGCCCAGGCCCGGGAAAGGGGGAGGGGAAGGGGAAGGCGAAGGCAGGCAGGCGAGCUGAGACCAGGGGAAGAGACGUCGUUCAUUGUUUUGUUUCCUCAGAGACGGGCAAUGAGUGAGUCCAAACACGACUGGACAGCCGCCUCUCCCACUGCAGCCGGACCCAAAGGCGGCGGCGGAGACGGAGGCUGCCCUUCGAGCUAAGCCUCUCCGCCCCUCGAUGCCCAUCGCGGAUUCCGCCUCCUCCUGCUGCUCUGCUGUCACCGCCGCCGGCGCCUUGGAAGGCUGCGGGGCUCGAGGAGGGCCGGCCUUGCCGCCGCUGGUGCUGCUCUUGAAGGAGGAGAGGCGGGCGAGCAGGAUGGUGCGCCAGGCGCGGCUCUGAACGAUGGAAGGCGUCCUGUACAAGUGGACGAAUUACCUCACAGGUUGGAAGCCUCGCUGGUUUGUUCUGGAUAACGGGAUAUUAUCCUAUUACGAUUCACAGGAUGAUGUUGGUAAAGGCAGCAAAGGAAGUAUAAAAAUGGCCGUUUGUGAAAUCAAAGUUCAUCCUACAGAUAGCACCAGAAUGGAGCUAAUAAUUCCAGGAGAACAACAUUUUUACAUGAAAGCUGUUAACGCUGCUGAACGACAGAGGUGGCUAGUAACCCUUGGGAGCUCCAAAGCUUGUCUGACAGAUGCCAGAACUAAAAAAGAAAAAGAAAUAAAUGAAACCAACGAAUCUCUAAAAACCAAAAUGUCUGAACUGCGUCUCUAUUGUGACCUCUUGAUGCAGCAGGUCCAUACAAUACAAGAAUAUGUUCAUCAUGAUGAGAAUCAUUCCUCACCUAGCAUUGAGAAUAUGAAUGAAGCUUCUUCCUUGCUCAGUGCCACCUGUGACACGUUUAUCACGACACUUGAAGAAUGUGUGAAAAUUGCAAAUGCCAAAUUUAAGCCAGAGAUGUUUCCGUUGCCUCAUCCUGAUCCUUUAGUUUCUCCUGUGUCUCCUUCACCUGUGCAAAUGAUGAAACGUUCUGUUAGCCAUCCUGGAACUUGUACCCUUGAGAGGAGCAGUCGCUUUGGAAAAGAACCAAAUGUGUCUUCCCAUCAGCUUUCCCACCGGUGGAGAAGAACAGUCUCAGAUACAGAACCUUCCAUAGAUGUUCCCUUUGACGAUACAGACAGACUAGCAACAUUCAAUUCUAAAGGAGCCCUCAAUGGAGAUUUGGCACCACCGGCUGUUCCUGAAGCAAAGCUGUUGCUGUCUCAGAAAGCCGGAGUAGCCGAAGAGACUCUUUCUGAGCCAAUCUCCUGAGGAAAGAGAAGACCCCACUUCCUCUGAGUAACGCUAUGCAAAAGCUGCUGUAAUUCUGCUCUUAUCGUGGGGGAGUAGUAGUCCCCCAUGUGAAGGUUCUCUCUGCACUUUAUAGAAUAAGGUAAAAACUAUCUUGGACGUGUAUUUUAUCUUUAUAUAGUUGACUUGCAAAAGUAUUUUCCUAAAAAGAAAAUUUCAGUUUGGGUAUUUUUUAAUAGAUAGGUGGAUGCAUCUUUGUAAAUACUGCUCUUCUUUUUACUGGGUGUGAUAGUCAGACCAGCCUUGAGAAACAGGUUUCAGAUCUAGAAUAGGGAAAACCUUGUGCCCUGGACUGAUCUGCUGAAUUUCAUCUCAGAGUUGCUUUACCAGCAAUGCAUUCCUCUGAGGACAGUCUCUUUCCCAUUAAUGUCAGUGGCAAUCCAUCAUAUUGUAAUGGCACUUUUUAUUUCAGGACAAAUUGGUGGUGGUGUUUGUGAAAAGAAAGAGGUGGUUCCUAAAAGGUAUCUCGUAAGUAAUCUCUUGCCCACCACUGUCUUUUUUAUUUUAGAGAUAACCGUCUAGAUUCUUAAAGUAUAUCUGAAAUUCCAUUGAACAAGGUAGAAGGUCAAUGAAUCAGAGGGAAUAUUUCAGCCAAAAUUAAACACUGAGUUCCACCAGUGCUAUCAAGCGAAACGGAUAUGCAGAGAUUUGCUAAUGCUUAAUUUUAGUUAGACCUUACCUGAUCAAUUAAAUCCCAGCCUAAUCGUUCAAAGCAUCUGCCUUUUCUUCUUUCACUUGCACCCAAAAAUAUAGCCAAUCAGAAAUAUGUCAUGGAUGUGCAGUAUUUUUCUAAGCACGCAUAUAAAAUAUGUGAUUGUGAGGCAUUAUGCUAUACACUGGUUAAAGAUAUUUUAACAUUUUAAAAGAUACGUAUUCCUUUUUGCACUAUUAAAUGCCUAUUUAUUGUUACUGUGAUGAAGAGAUAAGAAGAGGGGCUUAAUUCUUGCUGAGGAGAUUUUUCUCACUAAAUAUGCCUUGUGGCAGUGUUUGCUUGUUUGUUUUUUCAAGUUAAUUGGGCAGAAUUCAUCCAGUGUUGGGGUUUACAGCCUCAAGUAAAGGCAUAUUUUAAUCUUCUUGUGUUAAACAAUGCUUCCUUUGCCUGGACUGACAACCCCCCCCCCAACUUUUCUUUUUUAGUUCCAGGCAAAAAUAAUAUUCAGAGUGUCUUUUCACCAAAGUUUUUUUUUUAAUUUAAUGCUGCUUUAUAAAAUCUGUUCUUCAGCUGCUGUUGUAAUGUAUUCGUGUUUGCAGCAGAACAUGUAUGUCAAUGAUCCUUUAUACCAGUGUUUCCCAAACUUGACAAUUUUAAGGCAUGUGGACUUCAACUCCCAGAAUUCCACAGCCAGCAUUGCUGGCUGUGGAAUUCUGGGAGUUGAAGUCCACAUGCCUUAAAAUUGUCAAGUUUGGGAAACACUGCUUUAUACCAAAGGGAGGGUGGCUUUCGCCGUGGUGGGCAGAAAAAUACAGCAAGAUCCUCUCUUCUGUUUGCACUCCCUGCAACUUGCUUCUGUCGAUGCUGGGAGGCCAAGUUCUAACUAAAGCACGGAGCAGCCAUCUAUGGCAGGGGUCCCCAACCUUGGCAACAUUAAGACCUGUGGGCUUCAACUACCAGAAUUCUUCAGCCAGCAUGGCUGCGUUGAAGUCCACAAGUCUUAAAAGUUGCCAAGAUUGGGGACCCCUGAUCUAUGGUACGUCAUGGGCCCGGUUGGUCCAAAAUCGCUCUGGCAGUGCCACUCUGUUUCUGCCACAGCAAAGAGGAAAGAUGGGACUUGAAGUUCAGCAAUGUUUGCACAGACAUGUCAGAGGGGUUGCGUCCAAAGUUGUCAAGUGUUUUGAAAUGUAUGUUCUUGUUUUUUAUUCACUUUGGAAUAGAUUUAGUUAAUAAUGUAUUGACCAUGGAACACUUUUUUUAAAAAAUAAAUAAAUAAAAUUUUUUUCCAAAAAAAAAA